AUGGCCCACAUCAAAGCGAAGCCCACGUGGCCUCUGCCGGAACUUUCAGGCGUUUCCGCAGGCUCGCGGAUCUCCCAGCCUCUCGCGCAACGGGCCGACAACUUUAUUCCAACCACAGCACAAAACCACGUCGAGCCGCCCGUCUGCAUCUUCUUCUCCCAAGGUAAAUGCAAAUACGGGUUCUCUUGCAAGUUCAAGCACACUGCCAUUUCCGAGGUUGCCGUCGCUCCCACACCUCCUGCUCCGUUUUACCGGCCACAAGAAACGCCAACGACGCAAGCUACCCCCGAAACGACCUUCACCCACGCCGGGGAGCUGUCCAAGGUGCUCAGCGGCGCAACCGUGAUCUUUGGCGACGGAGCUACGAUACAGAGCGUAUCGCUGCGGUCCGACUUCUCGGCAGUCCAGCUCUCGCACGUUCAUCUCGGCGUCAACGUCGGCCGCAUAGUUGCAUUUGUGGCCUCGCUCGGAUUCGCAAACGUUCGUACGGACUGCAUUCAACUGAAGCCAAUCCCCGAUGGCUCGGAACAAGUUGCGGAAAUCAGGGUCGAGGACCCGUCGUUUGCGGAGAACUUCCUGCGCCAGGCUGGACAUAAGCUGAGGAUGGAUGGCAGGACGUUGGCGGCAACGCGCAUACAACAUGCGGAUGGUGAUUCUGGUGCGAAGCGGUUGCAGCUGAGUACCGUUAGCUGCGCUUGGUUCAAGCCGUCGAAGGUUGGUUGGCUCCACUUCGCGAAUGAGGGCGCGGCUCUUGCUGCUGUCAAACUCCUCGGGAAGGGGACAAUUCGGGGAAGAAAGCUGCAACUGACAUACCGGGCGCCUCGAAAUCACGUCUUGCGAGGCCUCAGUAACGAAGUAUACUCCGUCCAGAUUGGCAACCUGCAUGUAGACACAACGUCCCCGGACCUGCUUCAUGCCCUCUCUCGAAACAAGCCCAAGGACAUCAAGUGGGGGGCUGCAUCUUAUGAUACUCCUGACUACGCAGUAGAACGCAUCAUGAGGCGUCAGCUGGAAGAAUUUGGGCCGCUCUCGGACUGGGAAGUGAUCAACGAUCACACAAGUGUCAAAGGCAAGGCCACAGCUCGCUUCGUCAGCGCCGAGGACGCUCGGAAGGCGGCAAGCCAACUUGACGGGCGCAAGGUUCCUGAGCUGGGAUAUUCGAAGGUUCACGUCUCGGCAAUUGUCUCCAUCAAGCUUUCCGUACAGCUUCUCAUUCUACGAGCGGUUCAGACAGACGUGGAUGAGCUGAAGGCACAGAUCUGGGAGACGCACCACGUCCACAUCAAAGUUUACGAUCCGCCGGCCCACUCUCUCUAUACGACUUUGCGGAUAUACGGAGACGAUCGCCAAGCGGUAGCCAAAGCGAAGGGCUCGGUGGAAAAGAUCCUUGCCGGUACAAUAGCCAAGGAUGGCGGGGAUCCAAUUCACGACCUGUUCUUCUUUCAGCCCGCCGGGAGCGAAUUCAUCCAACGUCUCAUGGAAGAGCAUUCGGUCCUUGUUUACCGCGACAUGAAAAAGACGCUCCUACGCAUCUACGGUCUCCCCAAUGCCGUGCAGGAUGCAGAAGCGGCACUCAGAAAGCGCAAGUCAGAGCGCUUGAGCAUGGUCCACACGAUCCCCUUGACACCACAAUCGCUUCGUUUGGCCCUCCACGGAGGCUUCAAGCGCCUCGUUGAGACCUUCGGCAAGGAUGCAGUCAAGAUCGACAUCACGGGAACACCGAAGACAGUCACCUUCCGGGGCUCCGCAAACGAUUUUGACAGAGUCUGCGCCAUAAUAUCUGGCACAGGUGAUGAUGAGGGUGAACUGCAGCACCGGAUGGCAGCGCUCUCCCCCACAGACGAGGACGAUCUUUGUGCCGUGUGCUGGACGACACCCGAAGACCCCGUCCGCAGGCACUGUGGCCACACGUACUGCCUGCCUCGUGGAUUUCUGUACGACGUGCCACGUCGCGGCGCAUGA
Lasiodiplodia theobromae is the source of this 1962-nucleotide messenger RNA. Its product is annotated as RNA recognition motif protein. Bases 1 to 1962 code for a protein of 653 amino acids. Lineage: Eukaryota; Fungi; Ascomycota; Dothideomycetes; Botryosphaeriales; Botryosphaeriaceae. Gene Ontology annotation, molecular function: metal ion binding; RNA binding. The transcript is spliced from 4 exons. The record is from RefSeq and is a predicted model, not a curated record.